Bursaphelenchus xylophilus (pine wood nematode) is the source of this 1688-nucleotide messenger RNA. The record is from the annotation of a GenBank genome assembly. Lineage: Eukaryota; Metazoa; Nematoda; Chromadorea; Rhabditida; Aphelenchoididae.
AUGGUAGCUGCUGUAAAAAGACGGCUAAUUCUGGUGUUACUAGUAAGCUUGAGUGGGCUAGGCCACGGUAGAAUCGAGGAUGACGACGAUGACAACUCGAGGACUGGAUUUAUGGCUUUUCAAACUUUCAGGCCUCUAUGGGACACGCCUGGAAUUGAGGCCACAACUAAAGGCGACAAGGACGAAGAAACAAAGCUAAAAAGUAAGUAUCUGGCAAUGCCCAUUGGCAAUUAUAACCCACAAAUGAUCGUGAUCCACCGUCGUAAACGGUUAGAUAAUUUAAGAGCUGGACAGGUUAUCCAAAAAGGGUUGGUAUAUGAACCUUAUAGUGGGGGACCUGAUCCAGUGGCAAAAAACGGAUUUUGCAUCCGGGAAGUAUCAAAAAUGUGGCAAAAUGCUUCCCUCUCCAAGUGAAAAAACCCCAAUUUCAAAAGGCGCGCCCUUCAAAACGAAGUUUUUUCACUUGGAAAGGGAAGCAUUUUGCCACAUUUUUCAUACUUCCUGGAUGCAAAAUGGCACGUUUUUUGCCACUGGUCCUUCACUAUUUAAAUGGCCAGCCCAAAAAAGUUAAAUUGCUUGCCAAUUCAUCCAAAUCGCUAGCCAAGAGCCUCCGCCAACUGUUUGGCUAACGAUUUAGAUGAUUUGACGAGCAAUAUAACCUUUUUGGGCUGCCAUUUAUAAGAUUUUUACACCAACCCUUUCUGGAUACCCAUUUCAUCCCUUAAAUCAGCUAACCGUUUACGACAACGGAUCACCGUCUUUUGAAGUUCAUCAUGGUAGGUCAUAAUCGCAAGUAUCUGCCUUAUACUGUCAUGUAAAUAUUGCAGAAUCAAAGUCUGACGACAAGGAGGAGAAAGAUCCCAAAGAGGAAAAAGAUCCCAAAGAAGAAAAAGAUCCCAAGGAAGAGAAAGAUCAAUUCGUUUCCAAUGCCGAUUUCCUCUCAGAAUUCAAUCAACCUACCUCCAAUUUCAAUGCUGACCCCUUCCGCUAUCCCCAACCGAAUCCCUGCAUGAGUUUGCCAGCUCAAUGUCCGCCGCCACCACCUUAUUCAUGCGGAUGCCCAGCUCCUCCUCCACCGCCCCCUAGAUGUGUCCCUAGAUUCUGUCCGCCCCCUCCGUUAUGUCCACCACCUCCUCCGCCAGUUUUCUGUCCCCCUCCACCUCCUUGUAUGCCAAGACCUUGCCCUCCACCACCUCCUCCACCGCCACCACCACCAAUGCCACCUUGCUCAUGUAUGCCAGCACAAUAUGUCCCACCGGUAAGUUGAUGAGAGGCUAAAAUCUAUCAAAUAGCACUCAAAACGACCUAAAUGUCAUAUUCUUUAAGAAUGACUGCUGCGCAAACUGCCAUCGGCCAUGCAAAAUGAAAAAAUCGAAGUUUAUGUUAGCCAUGCAAGGUGCUCGGACUCUGACCCCAGAAUUGGAACAAAGAACUGCAAUGUGCAAUAGUUAUAUACUGCGAAACAUAAUCGGAGAGGUAAGUAACUUAAUCGACAAGUUGCCAAAUUUUAGAACAUAUCCCACGACAUUGAUCAAAGCAAAAGAUCCAUUCAAUUUGAAGCAGAAAAACAAUUAGGAAAGCCGAUAAAUGUAAUUUGCGGGCAUGGAGAGUUCUCUUUCACAAUUCACACAGACCUCUACUGCCAAUACUCGUUCUAUGAAGUGUCUUGUUACGCGUAUCAACCAUAA